Molecule: messenger RNA, 771 nt
Organism: Fusarium subglutinans
Lineage: Eukaryota; Fungi; Ascomycota; Sordariomycetes; Hypocreales; Nectriaceae
Product: C2H2 zinc finger flbC
Exons: 3
Coding region: 1-771 (256 amino acids)
Source: RefSeq, a predicted model, not a curated record
AUGGAGGAACAAAAGUGCUCUCUACCCUCAAUCUCGAACCUCCUGGGUUUGGCCGAUGCCGGCUCACCCACGAGUGAGUCCUCACCAACCUCACGGCAACAUUCUCCUCGCUUUGAAGUUCCUCCACCUUCACAUGGUCAUAGCCGAGCUGGAUCUGAAUGGGCUAAGUCGUCGCACCGAGGGCUUCCCCCUACACCACCUAUGAGCACAGAUGCAUCUUUCGAAGGCUACAGCUCUCCCACAAGGAAAUCAUCCAACCAGGCAUAUCCAAGCUCAGCACCAAGACCAUACUAUUACGAGACCACGCCACCUCUAGAAGUCGAUGCACAGCGUCAGGCAUCAGUAACAGCUAUUCCUCGAGCAACACCUCCAGCAACGGCCCCUUAUCCUCAGCAAGCUCACCCCACGGUAUACGCCACUCCAGCACCAGUGGGCGCUUAUUACCAGACGGCACCGGUGCCUCCUGCCGUCCAGCCUCAAGAGAUGAACCCUUACUACCAGCGCCCUCUCCCACAAGCUUAUCCCCCACCAGUGAGCAUGCCGGCACCUGCUCCCUCGGGAGCUAACCCGUGGCAGCACCAUCACUAUCUUAACCCAACCGGAGCGGCUGCCUUCCCGCAAAGCCAGGAUAGUCACUCACAUACCGGAGAGAAACCCUUCAAAUGUCCCCAUGCUGGAUGUGGCAAGGCUUUCAGCGUACGCAGCAACAUGAAACGUCAUGAGAGGGGCUGCCACAGCUUCGAAUUCAAUGGAUCUGUGAUUCGGGGUUGA